AUGUCGCCUCUUCAUGGAAAAGAUCCUCUGGAAGGACUGGGCGAUGAAGGAGAAAACUUUUAUAUCUUAGAAAACCAAGUAUUUGCCGAACCUAUAAAAGCUAAUGAGACUUGUUCAGAAAUAGAGACAAUAGAUAACAAUUUCAUUUUCUUGGAUAAAAUUACUGUAGAGAGAAGAGUUGGUCGGAGAAACAAGUAUCAUAUAGAUAUCGAGGAUACCACAAGACCGAAAUGUCCAGAGAGCGCAUGUCUAAAAGAGUUCCCCUCGGUGAAUCUUCUACGAACCCACAUUCGUAGAGUGCACUGUGCUGAAAAUAACUUUGUAUGCGAUCAAUGCGGGGCUCGGUUCUCAGCUCGAUAUCUUUUAGCGAGGCACAUUAUGGUGCACCAAGAGAAAGUUGAAUGUCCCAUAUGCUUCAAAAGGCUAAGCAAGCGAACUAGGUAA
Messenger RNA from Danaus plexippus (monarch butterfly), 444 nucleotides. Its product is annotated as GDNF-inducible zinc finger protein 1-like. Lineage: Eukaryota; Metazoa; Arthropoda; Insecta; Lepidoptera; Nymphalidae. Gene Ontology annotation, biological process: regulation of DNA-templated transcription. The transcript is spliced from 4 exons. The record is from RefSeq and is a predicted model, not a curated record. The coding region runs from base 1 to 444 and encodes 147 amino acids. Gene Ontology annotation, molecular function: DNA-binding transcription factor activity, RNA polymerase II-specific; RNA polymerase II cis-regulatory region sequence-specific DNA binding.